Molecule: messenger RNA, 1908 nt
Organism: Camelus dromedarius (Arabian camel)
Lineage: Eukaryota; Metazoa; Chordata; Mammalia; Artiodactyla; Camelidae
Product: cytochrome P450 2C19
Exons: 9
Coding region: 104-1576 (490 amino acids)
Biological process (GO): xenobiotic metabolic process
Cellular component (GO): intracellular membrane-bounded organelle; cytoplasm
Molecular function (GO): iron ion binding; heme binding; oxidoreductase activity, acting on paired donors, with incorporation or reduction of molecular oxygen, reduced flavin or flavoprotein as one donor, and incorporation of one atom of oxygen
Source: RefSeq, a predicted model, not a curated record
UCCUUAUACCUCAGAGGCACAGGCUGAAUUAGCAGGGACUGUUAUAAAAGCGUUAGAUUUCAGGCCCACAGCUGUCUCAGAAGAGGAGGGGGAGGAGGUGUUCAUGGAUCCAGUUGUGGUCCUGGUGCUCUGUCUCUCCUGUUUGCUUCUCCUUUCACUCUGGAUACAGAGCUCUCGGAAUGGGAAGCUCCCGCCUGGCCCCACUCCUCUCCCAAUUCUUGGAAACAUUGUACAAUUAGAUAUUAAGAACAUCAGCAAAUCCUUGAGCAAUCUCUCAAAAGUCUAUGGCCCUGUGUUCACUGUGUAUUUUGGCAUGAAGCCCACGGUGGUAUUGUAUGGAUAUGAAGCAGUGAAGGAAGCUCUGAUUGAUCUGGGAGAGGAGUUUUCUGGAAGAGGCAGUUUCCCAGUGAUUGAAAGAAUUAAUAAAGGACUUGGGAUCGUGUUCAGCAAUGGAAAGAGAUGGAAGGAGAUCCGUCGCUUCUCCCUCAUGACCCUGCGGAAUUUCGGGAUGGGGAAGAGGAGCAUUGAGGACCGUGUUCAAGAAGAAGCCUGCUGUCUCGUGGAGGAGUUGAGAAAAACCAAUGCUUCACCCUGUGAUCCCACUUUCAUCCUGGGCUGUGCUCCCUGCAAUGUGAUCUGCUCCAUUAUUUUCCAGAAUCGUUUUGAUUAUAAAAAUCAGACUUUUCUAGACAUAAUGGAAAAAAUGAAUGAAAAUCUCAAGAUUCUGAGUUCCCCAUGGUUGCAGAUCUGCAAUACUUUCCCUGCUCUCCUUGAUUAUUUCCCAGGGAGUCAUAAUAAAUUAUUUAAAAAUGUUACUCAUGUAACAGGUUAUGUUUUGGAGCAAAUAAGGGAACACCAAACAUCCCUGGACAUUAACAAUCCUCGGGACUUAAUUGAUUGUUUCCUGAUCAAGAUGGAGCAGGAAAAGCACAAUCAAAAGUUGGCAUAUACAUUUGAAAACUUGGCAUUCACUAUAUCUGAUUUGUUUGGAGCUGGGACAGAGACAACAAGCACCACUCUGAGAUAUGGUCUCCUCCUCCUGCUCAAGCACCCAGAGGUCACAGCUAAGGUCCAGGAAGAGAUUGACCGAGUGAUUGGCAGACACCGGAGCCCCUGCAUGCAGGACAGGAGCCGCAUGCCCUACACGGAUGCUGUGGUGCACGAGAUCCAGAGAUACAUCGACCUGGUGCCCAGCAGCGUGCCUCAUGCCGUGACCUGUGACGUUAAAUUCAGAAACUACCUCAUCCCCAAGGGCACAGACAUACUAACGUUGCUGACUUCUGUAUUGCAUGAUGACAAAGAAUUCCCCAACCCAGAGGUGUUUGACCCUGGCCACUUCCUGGAUGACAAUGGCAACUUUAAGAAGAGUGAUUACUUCAUGGCUUUCUCAGCAGGAAAACGUAUUUGUGUAGGAGAGAGCCUGGCCCGCAUGGAGCUGUUUUUAUUCCUAACCACAAUUUUACAAAACUUUACCUUGAAAUCUGUGGUUGACUCAAAGGACAUUGACAUCACCCCAGUUGUCAAUGGGCUGGCUUCUGUGCCACCUCCUUACGAGCUCUGCUUCAUUCCUGUGUGAGAAAAGGUAGAUCAUAUGCCUUUUUCAGUGCUAUUGUUUUCAACUCCCUCUCAUGUGGGGUAUUGUUCACUUUUUUCCAGUCAGUCUUUCCUGAAUGCCUUCUCUGAUCAAUCCUCUUCUCAUCAUGCAGUUUCACCACAGAAGUGUAUGUGCUAUUCUUCAUACUCUGUAACAUCUGUAUUGGCCACCAUGUAUGCUAGCACUUCUCUAAUACUAAGUAGUACUAUAUACAUAGUACUACACACAAUACAAAAUAGAACAGAAUGAGUAGAUUAUGCCAAUGCAAGCCAUUUCCCCUGUGUAUAAUCUUAAUAAAAAUUAUAAUUUGAUGA